AUGGCGCCGGCGCUGCAGGGCCUGAGCGCCCUCGGGGCGGUGCUGCACGUAGGUGGCUCCCUGCUCAUCGUGGUGGGCCAGACCGUGGUCAAGAUCUCGCACUGCAUCAAGGAGUCGUCAGGCAUGCCUCACACCUGGCUAGUGCCCCGCCACGCCUCCCCCAAGCCCCAGUGGCAGCGCCCCGACGGCCAGUGGCGGCGCCUGCUGGUGGGAUCCCGGGCGUACGCCGUGGCCGGCUGGGGCCUGUUCGCCGGCGGCAACCUCCUGCGCUUUGUGUCCAUGCGCUUCGCCUCCCAGACCGUGCUCUCCGGUCUCGGCUCCCUCCAGUUCGUGCUCAUCCCCGUCGCCUCCCAGGCAUUGCUCGGUGUGCGUGCGGAUCGCUCUGCCGCGCUGGGCGUGCUGGUGGUCGUGGCCGGCAACGUUCUCAUCGUCUGGCACGGCCCCGGCGACGUAGAGUACUCGGUGGCCGCGCUGCGAGCGCUGUGGCAGGCGCGCACCAUGCGCGCCUUCCUCCUGGCCAUGGCGCUGGCGCUGACGGCGCUGCAGCUGAUCUGCCUGGGCUUCGCCCUGCCCUGGAGCGGGACAUGGGUCACGGCCGACGCCGCCCAGGUGUUCACCGGCGCGCUCCUCUACUCCGCCGUGGCCUCCAUGAUAGGUGCCUGGUCCGUGCUCUUCAGCAAGUCGCUGACGUACGUGGUGUCGGAGCUGCCAGACUCCCUGGCCGACCCCUACGGCUGGUUCGUGGCGGCCGCCUUCCUGGGCACCGCGGCGUGGUGGAUCCGGCAGAGCAACCAGGGCCUCAGGCUGUACCCGGCAUCCCUCAUCAUGCCCCUCAUGCAGGCCUUCUGGAUGUGCAUGUCGGUGCUGGAGGGCGGCAUCUACUUCCAGGAGCUGGACCACCUCCCCGCCAGCUCCAUCUGGCUGCUCAUGACGGGACUGGUGAUGGCGCUGGCGGGCGCCAUCUUCAUGGGGGUGGCCGGCUUCGUGGCGGAGCGGCGGCUGGUCACCGAGAACGAGGUGCUGGAGGCGGGCCGGGCGGGCAGCGGGCUGAAGACCUCCUUUGCACUGGUUCCGGGGUCGGAGCUGGGCCCGGAGGGCUCCGGCGUCGACUUGUCCUAUGCCCGCAGGGCGGAGACGCUGAGCACGCCCCAGUACCGUGCGGCGGCGGCGGCGGCCCGGCUCGACGCCUUUGCGCCCCUCGUUCCGGGCCAGACGGGGCUGCUGCCCGGGGGCAACUCACCGCUGUCCCGGAGCCAGACGCUGGAGGAGAGCCCCCUGGCAGCUCUCGAGCUGGCCGCCUCCCCGCGGGACGCGCUGGCCUCGCCCACCAGCCCCAGCAGCAUCCGGGAGGUGGUCAUCGACUCCCAGCGCCUGCUGCGCUCGGGGGCGGGGGGGCUGCUGCACCGAGUGACCCAGGCGUUCCAUUGA
This is a messenger RNA of Auxenochlorella protothecoides, 1428 nucleotides long. Its product is annotated as Magnesium transporter NIPA3. Bases 1 to 1428 code for a protein of 475 amino acids. The record is from RefSeq and is a predicted model, not a curated record. The transcript is spliced from 7 exons. Gene Ontology annotation, molecular function: magnesium ion transmembrane transporter activity. Gene Ontology annotation, cellular component: membrane. NCBI's taxonomy places the organism in Eukaryota, Viridiplantae, Chlorophyta, Trebouxiophyceae, Chlorellales, Chlorellaceae. Gene Ontology annotation, biological process: magnesium ion transport.